Messenger RNA from Fraxinus pennsylvanica, 1884 nucleotides. NCBI's taxonomy places the organism in Eukaryota, Viridiplantae, Streptophyta, Magnoliopsida, Lamiales, Oleaceae. The record is from the annotation of a GenBank genome assembly.
AUGAAGCCCAAUGUUCAGUACCCUUAUCAUAAAAAUGUUCAAGAUCUUGCAGCAAACAGCGAUGCAUUGAUUCCCUGCUGUACAUUGACAGAUGAAACCUACCAUGUAGUUAACAAGGAUGUUAUGACUGCCUUGGGGAAGGACAGUAUUAUUGUCAAUAUUGGACGUGGAGCACUGAUCGAUGAGAAGGAAUUGAUAAUUUCUGCAUUCUACCUUAUUAGAUUAGCAAAGGUUAAAUUAUAUGGAAAAGUAUUCUCCAUUGGCUCGAGGGUUGCUAAGAGGCUCGAGGCAUUUGGCUGCAGCAUUCCUUACAACUCAAGGAAGAUGAAGCCCAAUGUUCAGUACCCUUAUCAUAAAAAUGUUCAAGAUCUUGCAGCAAACAGCGAUGUAUUGAUUCCCUGCUGUACAUUGACAAAUGAAACCUAUCAUGUAGUUAACGAGGAUGUUAUGACUGCCUUGGGGAAGGACAGUAUUAUUGUCAAUGUUGGACGUGGAGCACUGAUCGAUGAGAAGGAAUUGAAAUGGUGGAGAUUCUUCGAGGAGAAGUGCUACUUGUAUCAGUUUUACAAGGUGCCGAAAUUCAAUGAGUACAUGCAGGAAAAUCAACUUUACAGAAAAGUACAUGGUUACCUGAAUUCCUUACCCGGCGUGGAAGAUUCUGAUUUCACCAAUCUAUACUCAGGUAACAAAUCCACUGAAAUCAAUCUCGUUCUAGAUUCGAAUCAGGUGGUUUUGGACGAUUUUCUUGGCGCCAGACUGUAUUGGAUGAACGAAGAAACUAGCUCAAAAUCGCUCAUUCUGAAGAUCAGAAAGAAAGACAAGCGAAGAAUUCUAGUUCCUUAUUUGCAGCAUAUUCACACAGUGUUCGAUGGUAUUGAGCAGAAAAGGAAAGAGGUGAGACUAUUCGUUAACGUAGAAACCGAACUGCUGAGAAACGGACGCUGGAGAUCGAUUCCGUUCACUCAUCCAGCGACUAUGGAUACAGUCGUAAUGGAUACGGAUCUGAAGAAUAAAAUCAAAUCAGAUCUGGAAAAUUUUCUGAAGUCCAAACAGUAUUAUCACCGAUUAGGCCGUGUUUGGAAGAGAAGCUUCUUACUAUACGGACCCUCCGGCACUGGAAAAUCGACGUUCAUCGCUGCCAUAGCCAAAUUCCUUCACUACGAUGUAUACGAAUUCGAUUUAAACAAAAUCGCCGGUGAUUCAGAUCUGAAAUUCCUUAUGCUACAAACUUCGAACAAAUCGCUGAUCGUGAUCGAAGAUCUGGAUCGUUACCUGAACGCGAAAUCAACGACCGUGAGCUUUCCAGGGAUUUCAAAUUUCAUGGAUGGGAUUUUUUCAUGCUGUGGCGAAGAAAGGGUGAUGGUAUUCACAAUGAACAGUAAGGAGAAUAUUGACCCGACAAUUAUCCGUCCUGGAAGAGUUGAUGUCCAUAUCCAUUUCCCUUUGUGUGAUUUUUCGGGUUUUAAGAUUUUGGCCAGUAGUCAUUUGGGGUUAAAGGAUCACAAAUUGUUCCCACAGGUUGAAGAGAUAUUUCAAAUCGGGGCGAGUUUGAGUCCGGCUGAAAUUGGCGAGAUUAUGAUUUCGAACCGUACUUCACCUAGCCGGGCAAUAAAAACGGUUAUUUCGGCGCUGCAUAGUAACAACGCCAGUCGUGUGGCGAGGAGGUUGUGUGGGAGUGGUUCGGGUCGUGGCUCGGAAGAGUUGGAUUGUAAGUCCGGGCUAUUUUGCAGGGAGAAUAAUAAUCCUAUGAAAGAGUUGAAGAAUUUGUAUGGAUUUUUGAGGAAUAAAAGUAGUAGAAAAACUUCAAUAGAUUUUGAUGCAGCUGAAAGAGAGAAUCAGAAUCCGAAUCCGAAUCCAAAUCCGAGUGCACAUGCAGAUUGCUAG